CAAGUCUUCUGGACCCAUCGAUGGCCGUCGCCUCGACGCCGCUCGUCGCGGCACCAUCGUGCCCGGCCUGGGCGAAGCAUCGUCGCGGGCGCCAGCCGCAGUUCGACGGCAAGCCGUGCGAGCCUGCUAAGGAGGAGGACAUGUGGCUGUGCCUGGCCGACGGCCGCGCGCGCAGCACCGCCGACCUGAAGCGCCUGGCGACAGCCGCUCGGGUGCGAGCGAAACGAGCAAGAGAUGCAGCCGCCGCGAACACGCGCGAUCGGCAGGCGCGCGACCAGCGCCGCCGGCAGCGUGAGCAGCACGACCGGCGCGCAGCGCCGGCGGUCGCCAAGACCGUGCGCCCACAACGCGGCCAGUGCGGCUGCCCGGCGCACGCGGUGUGCGGCAUGUGCGUCGACCAGGGCAAGCUCGCCGCGGCCGAGCAGGCGGCCAUCGACCUGGAGACGCGCUUCCACGCCUCGACGAACGUCGUCAUGGACCUGGAGCGGCCCGAGGACGAGACGGCGGCGCUGCUGCAGCGCUGCGUGCACGUCUCCGACGAGACGAAGCGGCGGCUGCUGGGCGAGUGGAGCGACGAGCGCAUGGCGCACGCGCUGCCGCUGCACGCAUGCGCCUCGUGCGGCGUGCGGGACCCGUCGCUGACGUACACGCGGGUUGACGUGUCGGCGCUGCCGCGCACUGUGUCUGUGCGCGUAGCCGGCGGCGAAGACGAGACGCGGCACGUGUUUGAGCUCUCGCCCGAGCAGUGCGCUAAGUAUCGAGGUCUUCAAAACAAAAAGGUGCGCCUUGCGUACUCGGCGUACUUUGCGGGCGAGCUUGCCAAGCGAAGCGCAAAGGACGGACGCAAACGGCGCCGUGGCGCCGGCGCCGCGAGCGCAAGAAAGAAGCAGGCCGCACCCACAGCCCGGUCGCCCGCCGACGCGAGUGACGGAGAGGGUGACGAGCAGAUGCGCGACGCAUCAGACGCGCAGGAUGACGGUGCAAGCAUGUCCGAGGGUGAGUAAAAGUGUGAGGUUUGGUGGAUGGAGGCUGUAGCGUCGUCGCGCGUAAGAAGCGUGGUGAAAUUUAGAAAAGGAGUUGCGGUGUUGAUCGCCGCGGGAGCCCUCUUA
Molecule: messenger RNA, 1109 nt
Organism: Emiliania huxleyi CCMP1516
Lineage: Eukaryota; Haptophyta; Isochrysidales; Noelaerhabdaceae
Exons: 1
Coding region: 21-1004 (327 amino acids)
Source: RefSeq, a predicted model, not a curated record